AAAGUGACCCACCUUUUCCAUUCUGAAAACCCUUCUUAUCUUAGAUAUCCUGAUCUUUUUCAACACUAAAAAGACAAAAUAACACUAGGAAUUAUGUUGAGUGAUAUAUGUAUGUUAAAAGUCAACCUAUUGACCACUGAUUAACAAAAAUUGCUAAAUCAAAAAUCAUUAUGUAACACUAACUUAUGUUUGUUUGUAUCUAAUUGUAGAUCAUCAUAAUCAACAAUUCAAUCUAAGAGUGAAGCAACCACAAAAGUGAACUACGAGGCUGCAAGGAUAAAAAGGCAUAGCCUAAAAGAAGAGGAAAAAAACUGUGAGAAGAGCACUUAGGAUAGAUGCACCAUAAUUGAUAGCCACCCAAAAAUGUGCUGAAUUUACAACAUGGAUGACAACCCUUUUAAAUGUUCCCUGUGCAGCUAUACAAGCGAGAAAAGUGUGCAAUUAAAAAAACAUUUUUGUUAAAAACGCACACAGGAGAGAAAAAAUUUAAUUGUUCCCUGUGCAACUAUGCAAGUAUAAGAAAAGGGAAUUUACAAACACAUAUGUUAACUCACACAAGUGAGAAACCAUAUAAGUGUGCCUUAUGCAACUAUGCUUGUAUUACAAAACAACUGUUACAAAACCAUGUAUUUACUCACACAGAAGAGAAACCAUUUAAGUGUUCCCAAUGCAGCUAUGCAAGUGUUACAAAACAGCAUUUUCAAAAUCAUGUAUUUACUCACACAGAAGAGAAACCAUUUAAGUGUUCCCAAUGCAGCUAUGCAAGUGUUACAAAACGGCAGUUACAAAAUCAUGUAUUUACUCACACAGAAGAGAAACCAUUUAAGUGUUCCCAAUGCAGCCAUGCAAGUGUUACAAAACAGCUGUUACAAAAACAUAUGCUUACACACACAAGUGAAAAACCAUUUAAGUGUCCCUUGUGUAUCUAUUCAAGCAUUACAAAGACAAAACUAAAAACACACAUGUUAACUCAUAAGGCUGAGAAACCAUUUAAGUGCUCCCAAUGCAGCUAUGCAAGUGUUACAAAACGGCAGUUACAAUAUCAUGUAUUUACUCACACAGAAGAGAAACCAUUUAAGUGUUCCCUAUGCAUCUAUUCAUGCACUCAGAAGGAGACUCUAAGAAUACAUAUGUUAACUCAUACAGGCGAGAAACCGUUUAAGUGUUCCCUGUGCACCUAUUCAUGUACUCAGAAGGAGUAUAUAAGAAGACAUAUGUUAACUCAUACAGGCGAGAAACCAUUUAAGUGUUCCUUGUGUGAUUAUGGAAGUAUUGUGAAAAGUAAUGUACAGAGGCAUAUGUUAACUCACACAGGAGAGAAACCGUUAGAGUGUCCCUUGUGCGACUAUAGAAAUAUUUUGAAAAGUAAUGUACAGAAGCAUAUGUUAACUCACACCGGUGAGAAAACAUUUAAGUGUUCCUUGUGUGAUUAUGGAAGUAUUGUGAAAAGUAAUUUACAGAGGCAUAUGUUAACACACAUGUGAGAAACCAUUUAAGUGUUCCCUAUGCAUCUAUUCAUGCACUCAGAGGAUGUGUCUAAAAAGUCAUAUGUUAACUCACCAUGUGAGUUAACAUUCAGUGCAUCUGUUAAUGUGCUCAUAAGGCGUAUCUACAUACUCAUGUUAAGGACUGUGUCUGUGCACCUAUAAGUAUACUUCAAGUUCGGGCUUAAGAAGACAUUUGUUAACUCACACAGUUGAAAAACUAUUUGAAUCGUUUCUGUGCAAUUUUAAGUGUACUGAAUCAGAAUUAAAAGUGCAUACGUUAACUCAUAGGUGAGAAACCAUUUAAGUAUUCCUGGUGCAACUUCAAGUCCAAACAGGGUGACUUAAGACACCUGUCAACUCACAGGUUAGAAACCAUUUAAGUGGUAGCUGUGCAGUUUUAAGUGUACCUUAAGUUCAUGUUUAAGGAGCCAUAUGUUAACUCACACAGGUUAGAAAACAUUUCAAUGUGUUGUGUGCAACGGAAUUUACAAGUACUCUUAAUUAGAACUUAAAAUAUAUUCUCAAAUGAUUGAGAAACCA
Molecule: messenger RNA, 2027 nt
Organism: Homalodisca vitripennis (glassy-winged sharpshooter)
Lineage: Eukaryota; Metazoa; Arthropoda; Insecta; Hemiptera; Cicadellidae
Product: gastrula zinc finger protein XlCGF46.1-like
Exons: 2
Coding region: 402-1484 (360 amino acids)
Biological process (GO): regulation of transcription by RNA polymerase II
Cellular component (GO): nucleus
Molecular function (GO): DNA-binding transcription activator activity, RNA polymerase II-specific; RNA polymerase II cis-regulatory region sequence-specific DNA binding
Source: RefSeq, a predicted model, not a curated record